AUGGCUGUGAAUGAUACGAAUCUCUUUAUGGAAAUUGCUCAGUCUUUUGAUGCUGUCCCCCUGAUCAUAGCUUUCAGCGUUUCAGUGGCAGUGGGCCUACUUUUGGGGUCCCUGGUCUACGUGAUCCUGACUUGGUUUUCCAGGCGCAGAGCAGGCUCUGCCCGCAUCACUAGCUGCCCGCCUCCUCGCCAGACUCGUACCUCCCGUCGAAACCACCCGGGCUUCAACCGCAGCAGUAGCAACCACGACCGGAGGAGCAACAACAGCCUUGUCAGUGCCGCUUUCACCUUCCAUCGUCAGACUUCCACCCCGGAUCCUCUCGACACUCUGGGGCACAAGUCCAGCUUCAGGGGGUCUACCUUCCACCCUCUCAUCCACUGUAGCCAGAUAGCCAGGGAGGCGGAGGAAGGCAGCCAGACAUCACUACCUCGCACACCCAGGUUGGCCACCUCCACCGGAUCGGUCCACUCGGUGGCCACCCCGACGAGACCCCAUUCAUUUUGGGGGGACAAUGUGAGGGGGUUCCAGGCUACACAAACCCCUCCUCCCGCUUAUGAGAGCAUUAUCAGGGCCUAUCAAGAAACAAAUACAUAG
Molecule: messenger RNA, 594 nt
Organism: Nerophis lumbriciformis (worm pipefish)
Lineage: Eukaryota; Metazoa; Chordata; Actinopteri; Syngnathiformes; Syngnathidae
Source: RefSeq, a predicted model, not a curated record